Messenger RNA from Chironomus riparius, 2949 nucleotides. Lineage: Eukaryota; Metazoa; Arthropoda; Insecta; Diptera; Chironomidae. The record is from the annotation of a GenBank genome assembly.
AUGAUUUUUUUCGUCAUUAUUAUUAUCUUAGCAGUUAGUGGAUUAUCGGCAUCGACUAAUAUUGAAUGUAGUUUUGGAUUUGGUAGCUAUCCUGUUGUAGGUGACAUUUAUCGCUGCUCAGUCAAUAACAAUCCAAACAUUUUAACAGAAGAAUCAGCAGAAAUCAGCAGAAUUAGUGGAACACAUGAACGUUCAAAAAGCAACAGGAAUGUUCUUGGAUUUCGUGCCGUCAACACACUGAUCCAGGUCUUCCCAAAAGGUUUAGAAAAGUUCUUUAAACAUCUGAAAGUGAUUCACAUCGAAUCGUGUCAAUUAAAAGAAAUUCAUCAGUCAGAUUUGAAAGAUUUUCCUGAUUUAUUUUAUUUUUCAUUAAUUUUUAAUGGAAUUGAAGUGAUUGAAGAAGACCCAAAUGUUUUUGAUCAUUUAAGCCAAUUAAAAUAUUUUUGGAUUAAUGUUCCUUGCGUUCAUCAGCAAAUUGAUAAUUCAAGACAAAAAGUUCUAGAAGCUAUAAAGACUGUCAAAUCCAACUGCUCAGAUUCCGAAAUUUUUUACCUUAAAACUCAACUUGAAAGCCAACUUAAAAGACUUGAAAUUGAGUCAAAAACUUUAAAUUCUACAAAUUUAAGCUCAAAACUGCAAGAAUUUGAAAAAAAAUUUGAAAAUUCAAAAACAUUUAUAAAAAAUCAGUUAAAAAAGCGAUUUGAAAAAGUUAAAUUAAAUAUUUGUUCAAAUUGUCGACAAAUGGCUAAACUUGAAUCUAUGGACACAAGAAUUGCUAGCUUUGAGGACAUAAAGGAUCAAAUUGAAGAUCAAGCCUCGUUUUUUAAUGAUUUUUUUAAUAUUCUCAAUAAGUUAAAAAUCAAUCGCAAUGAAUUUCAAGAAUUAUAUAAUAAAACUAUUGAACAACUUGAAGCUAAAGGUCAGCAUAAAUCACAAGCUGUUUCCAUUAAUGAGCUCGAAUCUAAAGUCAGUCAGAUUAAAAUCACAAGCAUGCAACUUAGUUAUUCAUUAAAUAAUGCAAUAAAUUCUAUUGGGGGCAUUAAAGUUAAUCUUAUAUCAGUCAAUGCAAACUUAAAAACAACUCAAGAAUCCAUAAUGUUAAUGCAUAAUGACACCAAAGAAGCUAUAACAAAGAUCAGUGCCUUACAAAAUGACACAAUUAAAUCCCUCGACAACCUCAAAUCAUCUCAAGAAUCUAUUAAAUCAUCAUUAAAUUCAUUUAAAAAUGACUGUCGUUUGGCACAAGAUGAACUUAAAGUGUCGAUGACCAAAUUAAGUGAAAUUUUAAAAAAUCAUAAGCAAGAGUCAAAAACUAAUCAAAUUGAGAUAAAAAGCAUGUUAAAUUCAAUUAAAAAAGAUUCAAUCGUUGCGGAUGUAGCUUCAGUGGCAGGAGCUACAGCUGAUAUAGUUGGUAAUGUUGCUAAAGUUACUGCAUCUGGAGUCGGUAUACUUGGUACUGUAAUUGGUGCAGCCGGUGGUCUAUUAGGUGGCUUAAUAGGUGGACUUUUUGGUGGUGUUUUAGGAAGUGGAAGUUCCUCAACUUCUCAAAACGAUGUCAAAUCAUUAAAAAAUGACCAAAAAGUUAAUUUCAAUUUGCUAUCUGAAAUCAAGACUGGGUUGCUUAAUCAAUCGAAUCAAAAAGUGAACAAUGUGUCAAAUAUAUUCCAAAUUGAUGUCCAAAUGUCAUUUAAAUCAUUCGAGUCUGAAGAAAUGAAGCAGUUAGAUCAAAUCAAACAGUCACAAAAGGCUUCAGUUGAUUCAAUCGAUAAAUUGAAUUCUAAAGCUAAUCAAAUACAAUCAACAAUAAAUCAUGCAAUUUUAGGUUUAAAGCUGACUCAAGAAUCUGUAAAAUCAUCUUUCGAUAGUCACAGAGAUGAUUAUAAAGUAGCUCAAGCUAAACUAGCUGGUUUGGUCAAUCAAAUUGGAGAAAAUGUAAAUAAACAUGACGAUGCAUUUAAAAUAUUCCAAAAUCAGGUUCAAGUGACUUUUAAGACACUUCAAUCUGAGCAAAGAAAACACAGCGAUCAACUGAAGUUGUUCCAAGAUUUAAUUAAGUCUUCCUUCAGAGAUAAUUUUGAUGUUUCACAAAAAUUGGUUCUUUCAUCAUUAAAUAAAAUAGCAGAAAAGCUAAAUGAGCACAUUCAAGAGUCCAAAUUGAAAAAAAAUGACAUUAUUUGUACUUUUGAGUUGCUUCAAAAUCGGACUAAAUUGUCAAGUAAUAAUUUUAGUAACUUUUAUGUAACUUUGACUAAAAUAACCGAAACUCUAUAUGACCAAAGUGUCCCAAUUUUAAUCUUAUUGUUAGCUUUAACAUUAUUUCUUUUAAUAAUUGUAAUUUCAUUGAUUAUUUUUACCAAAAAGUCAAUUCAAAAGCGCAUAAAAAUGCUCAAAAUUUCCACUGCUUCUUCCAUUGGAAAAUUAAGUUCUAAAGUCUUUUAUGAUCAAGCUCCUGCAUCUGGAACUGGUGUAAGACAUCGUUUAAUAAAUGCAAUUGCAACAUCAAAAUCAUCAGAUGGACAGAUUUACUCACAAGAAAUGGUUGACUUAACCUCAAAUAAAAUAACAAAAAGCACAAAUUCUGAACAGCAAAAAACCAAAUUAAAUAAUGAUGAAGAUACUCUCAAUUUGAUACAGAAUCAGAUGAAACUAAUCCAAGACAUGACCGAUGUUUCCAAUGAAAAGUUAAACUCUAAAGUUGACGAACUUUUAUUUUUUAAUGCUAAUCAAAAUUCUCCAUUAAAUGAAAUUAUCAGUGAGGUCGGUGAAGUUCGAGAGAACCAAAAACAGUUUGAAGAUUCAUUAAAGUCAAUCAAAUACUCGCAAGAUUCACUUCAGUCAUCUCUUAGUGACCUGAAAACGAACUUUGAUGAAUACAAGAAUUUUACUGAGUCUUCAAUUAGGAGCAUUUUGGAGGUUUUGAAAGAGAUUCAAGAAUCUGUUAGGAAAUGA